Molecule: messenger RNA, 3345 nt
Organism: Aspergillus bombycis
Lineage: Eukaryota; Fungi; Ascomycota; Eurotiomycetes; Eurotiales; Aspergillaceae
Product: dDENN domain protein
Exons: 4
Coding region: 1-3345 (1114 amino acids)
Biological process (GO): regulation of Rab protein signal transduction
Cellular component (GO): cytoplasmic vesicle
Source: RefSeq, a predicted model, not a curated record
AUGCCGUUCUCCUCAUCCUCCUCCACCCCCGAGGUGUCUACCACCCCGCUCGCAGACUACUUCUGGAUCGCCGGUGUUGAUGGCACAGAAAUCUUAGAGACUUUUCAAAGACUGGGUGACGAAUACAGAGCAAAUAGUGCCACCUCCCCUGGCCCCGCUCUUGCGGACACUAUCGAGGAAGAUGCGGACGCGGAGGAGGCACACGACCCCCGUUUGGACUCUCUCUCUCGGCCCAAUUCCAUGGCUGGAGGUCGCAAUUCCUUCCAGCGUUUCUCAAUGCGCUCGGGAGACUCCAGUGAGUCCAGCGGGAAUGGUACCAGCAGCAACCGGAGCAGUCUGACCAUUAAGGGUAAUCAAUCGCCCAGAGGGUCGUCGUUCCUAGAAGAUUUCGACUUUGACAAGGCCCUGUUUAAGUUUGCGAACGAGCGGGAGUCGUUCCUGUCGGAUCUGAGUCUCAGUGCUGGAGCUAUCACUCCCACGUCGCGCCCCAGGUCCAGGUUACGUACACAGAAGAUUGUCUCUGAGGAGACCCCCUCUCAGCCAUCUAGCUUGCUUAGAUCAGGUAUUGGUAGUGUGCGGCGUCAUAUGGCAUUCAGAGACAUGAACAGUAUGAAACGGCAGCCGUCAGUUGCUCGUCAAGCUUCUAUUCGGACCUCGCGACGACUCAGUAAUUACAACUCAGUUAUUCCGGCACCGCAACCGUUGGAGAUCUCCCCUACCAUGCAUCCCCUGAAACGCCGUUUUGAGCCCGUUCUCCUCGAUCGGUAUCCAACCAAAGGAAUGUCUGACGAGCUGAAGCAGCGGGGCAACUUCCCGGACUAUGUCCCGAUGUUUGCCUUUCCGAACGAUAUCCAUAUUGUUUCUUCAGACCAGAGACCGCGCUCUACCUGGCACGGGUUUGUCAUGACAACUGACAAUGGCUCACGACUGCACGCCAUCUGUCUUAUCAUAUGGAUUCCACUGAAUCCGCGAGCUGCGGAGGAGUUGGAAAAACGCUGUGAGGAAUGGCGAAAAGACAAUAUGACAGACGAAGAGCGAGAGCUAGCGGCCAGUCUCGGUGAAAGGCUAGCGAGUGAACGGGCCAAACUCUCGAGACUUCUAGCCCAACUCCCGACGGUGCCUUCAGGGUCGGAACAAAGAGAACAACUGGAGGAUGAAAUCAGUGCGGUUGAAGAGAAAAUCGGUUUAAUGACCGAUCUUUUACGCCCAGUCCGGCACGGCGCAGCAUCGAAAAUUGAAGGCCUGACUGACGGCGACACGGGAUUCUGGAUCCCCCGCGCUUACGGGAUUCUUGGGCGGGAAGAAAGCAUGACAAGUUUCUGGAAAGAGUGGCUGAAAGCAGUAGUUGUGCCCAUGACCGAGGGAAGCAUUCAGCGCAUCCCUCCAAGCUCUCCGCGGAUGGGGAUGUGGCAACCCUUGGAACGAUAUGUGAUGAACCUAUGCACUGAGGCAUUUAGCCCCAAUUCGUCCAAGACACAAGUAGAGCUUUCGGUCCGGGAGUUGCGCCUAUUUGCGCGAAAGGAAGCUACCAACGAACUGCCGGGCUCCCGAAAUACCGAUCUCUAUGCACUAUUCCGAACUUUGUCGCUGCCGAACAUCAUUAUUCUUUUCGAGUAUGCACUGACCGAAUCGCGUAUAAUAUUCCUGUCGUCCCAUACUUCGAUGCUUUACUUGGCUACUAGGGCACUGGUUGAUUUGUUGUUCCCAUUCCAGUGGACUGGAGUACUCAUUCCUGUUUUGCCUGCACGUUUGAUCCAAGCUCUCGAAGCUCCUUGUCCUUACAUUGUAGGUAUCGAGCGGAGGUAUGAGAAAGUUGAGCUGCCAUCGGAUGACUUCGUCUUGGUGGAUCUUGACGCAGACCUCAUUGAGAGUACAGUUCGGCCAACGCCCCUGCCGCGUCACCAGCGGAGGAAGCUGCAUUCGCUGCUUCAACUGGCCGCCCCCCACCACAGUCGGUGCGGUGUCCCAACUGGUCCGCCAGCAUAUGCAGUGGAGACCUUCCCGUUCGAUGCGUUUAUGUCGGAGAAUUCCUCUAUUUUCCACUCCAAAGCGCAGUCGACUCAGUUAGCCAAAUACGUCAGUCUUAACUCGAGCGCAUUCGGCCAGGCCUCGAUGCCGGGGACGUAUGCGCCUCUCGUAUUCAAUGCUUAUCUGCAUGCUCGCUACGAGCAGGUUCCGUCUAGGGGAUAUUCGUCUAAGGGUUCUGACCGGCCGGGAACUGGAUCGUCGAAGACCGGAUCGCCUCCUUCACCUAGGGACAGUUCUCCCACUUCAGGCCAUUUCCCGGUUUCCUCACGGACUGAUUCGGGGAUGGCUCUUCAGGCAUCUUUGCGCGAGAAACGCUCAGGUCAUUUCGAUGCUGCAUCGCGAAGAAGUUCAUCGUUCGGUGUGGAAUUAAGAGGAGGUGUUCCAAGACGGCCAAGUGCUCCUUUCCUAGGCCACGCCUCGAAUUUAUCCGUGACAACCCUGAAUACGGAAUAUAAUUCUGGGUCAACUUACGCGCCCUCUGUCUAUGCCCAAUCGACUGUUGCUGCGUCCACCAUUGUUCCCCAGCCUUCCUCGCAACCAAUUCACAACUCCGAAGGCACCUGUUGGGUGGAGGGGCAUUGCUUGCAAGUGCUGCCAUGCGACGACAAGUCUAUCUGUGCAAUCUGUGAUGAAAGGGCUGAUGAAGCCAUGUACAAGUGUAAUGCCUGCAAGACCCUUGUCCACAACCGCUGCGCCUUGCAGAUCUGUCUUGUGUGUCCCGCUGCAUUCCAUCCAGAACAGAUUCGCGCCGCAUUCGUUAGGUGUUUCGCUAGCUUGCUCUAUACCUACAAGAAGUUCUUACAACCUGCUUCCGGUGAUAAGAAGAAAGCGGGCCUGACCUAUAAUUUCAACAUGGAAGCGUUCCUGAAAAGCUUGCCAGGCGAGCACGCUGAAUAUGCUGCCGUCCUGCAGCAAACACAAAGCUUCAAUGAAUUCAUCAGUGAAAGAGAAAGGGUCAAUCCCAAGUCCAAGGACCCAAGAAUGGCGCUUUUUGAUGAGAUUGUCUUAUCCAAACGUAAUCGUGGACGGACUUCUUUUUUCUCCAGCCGGAUGCAGACGGAUUUCCUUUCGGAUACGUCGAAUCAUCUUUGGGUAACUGCCAGUGCUAGUUCCUUCGGUCCAGGUAGCAGGGGCCAACAAGGUCUUUCGGGGGAUUAUACCCGUGUCGUCACUAGAGCACCAGCAAAACUCGAUAACAGCCUGAUGAAAGAGCCCCGCAUGAUCCACGGAGCCCCUCGGGUAUCGAAGACGGCAAACAAUGCUCGUAGAAAGCCACUGCCUAAGCUCAUGAACGGGCUGGCCAUUUCACCCCCAUAA